AUGCCCAACACCGGAUCAUCUGCGCCACCGUUGAAAUUCAAACCCUUGGUGUUGCCACCGAAGUUGACCAACGGCGAUUUCAAUGAAUUUAUUCUAGAUAUUAUCGAACUAGUGGGGGUGGAGAACGUGGAAAUCAUUACUUCCAAGAAUCAGAUUCAGGACGGCACAUACAUGAGCCCAAAGCACUCACAUGAUCCCCAUCAUAUCUUGGAGCAGGACUUCUUUCUCGCCUCAGCAAUCGUUGCUCCUCGCAAUGUCGGGGAUGUACAAUCUAUUGUGAGACUUGCCAACAAGAUCUCAUUCCCACUCUGGCCUAUCUCUAUCGGAAGGAAUUCGGGAUAUGGAGGUGCUGCGCCACGGGUCAGCGGCAGCAUCGUGGUGGAUAUGGGGAAAAACCUCAACAAAGUGCUAGAGGUCAAUGUUGAAGGGGCAUAUUGCCUGGUGGAACCCGGUGUGACAUUCCACGCUUUGUACGACUACCUAGUGGCCAACAACCUUCAGGACAAACUGUGGCUUGAUGUACCAGAUCUUGGUGGUGGCUCGGUUCUCGGCAAUGCGACUGAGCGAGGAGUAGGCUACACGCCAUACGGAGAUCAUUGGAUGAUGCACUGUGGUAUGGAGGUCGUGCUACCAAACGGGGAGCUUCUUCGGACUGGCAUGGGUGCGUUGCCGGACCCCAAACGCCCUGAGACCAUGGGCUUGAAGCCGGAAGACCAGCCCUGGAACAAGACUGCUCAUUUGUUCCCCUAUGGGUUUGGCCCAUAUGUUGACGGAAUAUUCAGCCAAUCUAACAUGGGAAUCGUCACAAAGCUUGGCAUGUGGCUGAUGCCAAAUCCGGGUGGAUAUCAAUCCUACUUGAUCACAUUGCCCAAAGAUGAUGAUUUAAAACAAGCAGUCGACAUCGUUCGACCCCUGCGUUUGAAUAUGGCUCUUCAGAAUGUACCCACCAUUCGCCACAUUCUCUUAGAUGCAGCAGUGCUGGGCAACAAGGCAUCCUAUUCAUCGAAGACUGAGCCUUUGUCUGAUGAAGACUUGAACCAAAUCACAAAGCGACUCAACCUAGGAAGGUGGAACUUCUAUGGAGCUCUUUAUGGACCCGAGCGGAUCCGUAAUGCCCUCUGGGAAACUAUAAAAGAGGCAUUCUCGGUUAUUCCAGGGGUUAAGUUUUACUUCCCAGAGGAUACCCCCGAGAACUCGGUCCUUCGUGUCCGCGACAAGACGAUGCAAGGCAUCCCAACAUACGACGAACUCAAAUGGAUUGACUGGCUCCCCAAUGGCGCCCAUCUGUUCUUCUCGCCCAUUGCAAAGGUGGCAGGGGAGGAUGCCAUGAUGCAGUAUAGAUUAACCCAAAGGAGAUGUCAAGAGGCUGGUUUGGACUUCAUUGGCACAUUUACUGUCGGCAUGAGAGAAAUGCACCACAUUGUCUGCAUUGUGUUCAACAAAAAAGACACUGCUCAGAAGAAAAAGGUUCAGUGGCUGAUCCGAACGCUCAUUGAAGACUGUGCCGCCAACGGAUGGGGCGAGUAUCGAACUCAUCUGGCUGUCAUGGAUCAGAUCAUGGGAACAUACAACUGGAACAACGGCAGUUUCCUCAAGUUCAAUGAGAUUCUCAAGAACGCGGUAGAUCCUAAUGGGAUCAUAGCCCCUGGAAAAUCGGGUGUUUGGCCGAAAAGUUAUAGUCAAAUUGCCUGGAAGCUAUGA
This is a messenger RNA of Penicillium brevicompactum, 1701 nucleotides long. RefSeq names its product vanillyl-alcohol oxidase. Gene Ontology annotation, cellular component: mitochondrion. Lineage: Eukaryota; Fungi; Ascomycota; Eurotiomycetes; Eurotiales; Aspergillaceae. The transcript has 6 exons. Gene Ontology annotation, biological process: lactate catabolic process. Gene Ontology annotation, molecular function: FAD binding; D-lactate dehydrogenase (NAD+) activity; D-lactate dehydrogenase (cytochrome) activity. The coding region runs from base 1 to 1701 and encodes 566 amino acids. The record is from RefSeq and is a predicted model, not a curated record.